Molecule: messenger RNA, 1916 nt
Organism: Cajanus cajan (pigeon pea)
Lineage: Eukaryota; Viridiplantae; Streptophyta; Magnoliopsida; Fabales; Fabaceae
Source: RefSeq, a predicted model, not a curated record
CAAAAAAAUCUUUAAAAUUACCUGAUUUUUAAUUCGGGUUCACUGUUCGUAACAAGCCAACGUGAUCCAGCUUAAGGUUGAAGAUAAUUGGAACACAAACUUAUCCUUUGUUUUGUUUGCUGGAUAUUAAUGAAUGCACAUAAGUUAUUAAGAGCACGACACAAACUAUAAACACUUAGAGUUCUUAGGCACGGCAGCAAGGUUGUGGUCUCCAUAUGUACCUGUUUGUGGGUUCAAAUCCUGGAGCAUCUCUUUACUAUGCAAUGAUCAAUCUAAGACUCUAAAUCAAUAGGAGCAAGAUAAUUUUAUUAAAUAAAAAUUAUUGUCGUGGAAAUUGGAAAGAAAUGAAAUGAAAAUUUUAAUUGAAUAUUCUAUAAAAUACCCAGAAAGUUGAAGAAGUAUGAAAGCAAUGAAUUUGUACUACUCUUUAGGAGAGGUAGGUUGGCAUUGUUUUUUUGGUAGUGGGUGAAGAGAAUAGAAAGCAAUUAAUUAGAAAGAGAGAAAGAGAGAGAGAAAGAGAAGUAUGUGUUUCUUCACUUGCCCACAAGCCGCAACUGCUACUGUGCACCCAAUCUGAACCCAACGAGAUGGGGGGGCAGAAUCUUUCACCAAAAGAAAGAAGUAGAGAGUGUAGGCACUGUAAGGAAGCUCAUUCCCUCCAUAGAAGGUUUCAGAUUUACAAGUAUUCCUAUCAGGAUGUCUUCCGCCAUGCCGAGCUGCACAAGUAUUUUGAUUGCUCAAAAAUUCACACUUACAUAUCUAAUAAUGAAAGGAUUCUGCAUCUCAAACCCCGGCCUUCAAUCGUCAAACCUAAAUCUGCUGAUCUUAGCCCCCAGUCUAAAUCUAAAGAAACCACCAUAUCAACAAGACAAAAGUCCGGUGGCACGUCUGAAGAAUGUGGAAAGCACUUACAAGAUGAGCGUAAUCGCUUCUGCUCCAUUACAUGCAAGAUCUCAGUGCUUCCAGCGGAGACCCAAAACCAAGGUCAAAAUCAAUGUUCACAAAACUGGCAUGUAAGGAGUCUGGGUGCGGAGCGCACAGAGGAAACGGCCGCGCGGAGGGGUCGCGUGCAGGCUGGGGGUCUUGGUGCGCUGGGCGGAGGGGUUUGAUCGGGCGGUUCGCGCGGGCCGGCAGGUCUGGUUGUGUGGAGCUGCGCGUAGAGGAGACGGUCAUGCGGGCCGAGCGUUCUGGUCAUGCGGAGGCCGGCGAAGACAUCCCUCCCCGGACGGAGGAAGAAGAGGUGAAGAAUGUUUUUCCCGUUUUUUUUUUAUUUUCCAAGUUUGUGUCCAUAUUCCACGUGGACUAGAUUCAACCAAUCAAACUUCUCUUCUUCAAAUUUUUCAGUGCUAAGCACCGUAUCUUGUACAAGCAAUUGAGAAAAAAAUUUAAGCACCUGACUUGCCAUGUAGGACCACUCCAAUGGGAGUUUUCUAUAAGCUCCGUUGCUUAUUCUUAAGCAACACAGGAAGCACCUCCCGUUGGAGGUGCUCUUAUUGAAACCACUUCCUAUAAUCAACUCUUGCUUUAUCCACUGCAAAAUAUUCUUUUGUUUUGUCAUUGGUCAACAGAUUGGCUUACGACCUAAAUCAUCCUAAGAGCUAGGGUUCACAUCAAUAUUAGGCUUUUUGACCAAAGUGGGUCGUUGACCAAGUUAUUUACGUAAAUGGGUUCUUUUGAAAGUAUUUACGUCUUUGGGGUUGUUUACAACGGUGUUACUAUGGCCCAUAGCGACACCCAUGCCACGUGGCAAAUUUUUUUUUUGGUCUAGAAUGAGCUGGAAUGAGCCACAUGAGUGUCGCUGUGGGCUGGACCACCAUAGCUGAUGCACUAAGAAAAAUGAUGCAGCCCAUAGCGACACCCUCUAACAAAAAAAAAGAAAAAAAUGAAAAAUAAUAGAAAUGUAAGAUAAAAUUAAU